UUUUUUAUAAUUUGUUUUCGCAAUUUUCUUGCUGUUUUGUUAUUUUUUCUUAAGCUCUCCUAAAUAUUGGCAGUGAACUCAGCAGGUUGAAAGAGCUUAGCUAUAGUUAAUAUGUACAAAGUAGAAUCUUCUUUCUCAAUUAACUCUGUAUUAACGAUUUAAGAGUUUUGACAAUUUAAAACUGUCAGAAAUAUUCAGCAAAGAGGAAAAAAGCAAAAAUUUUGAAAUUGUCGAAAUUUUCAUUUGAAGUCUUUAUAAAGACAUAAACUUUGGUGGGAAACUAAUAAACUCCUUUUUUGUAGAAGAUUGUGUAAAUUAUGUAAAAAAAUAAUUUUAAUGUGUUCUUUUUAUCUGUGAUUUGAAUUUUCAAGUAACCUUGAACUUUGGGAUACUGUAUUGUAUGUGUUCUACAGUGCGUGUAAAUGUAGUUUCCUACAACAUGACAUUAAAGUAUUUUUCUGGUUUGUGUAGAAUUUUGGGCACAAUUAAAUGAAUUUCUUUUCAUCAUAUUUUGUAUUUCUCUGCACAUUCUAUAAAAAGGAUUUAGCUGCGUUCCCCAACCUUGACAGAAAACAACGAGAGAGCUUUAAUUUUCCAAGAGAAUCGAUUACCACUACUGAUGUAAUUGCUACAUACCAUACCAACGUAAAAAUUUGUCUUAAUCAUCAGAAUUUUGGUUUUCAUUGAAUAAUCGGAAAAACGGUUUUGUAUUAUUUUGCGGGACAUUUUCUUUGGUUGACUGGUUUAGUUCCGACAAAUUUUGAUCUAAUUUAAUAUUGUUCUAAUAAUGGAUUCUGACGAAGAUUCAUUUGAAAUGGAUAAUGUGGAUUCAGGUAAUGUGUCAUCGGGCGACGAUGGUGAUGAUGAUUUUGCCAUGGAAGUUGAUAUCCCAUCAUCACAUGAACGCCAGACCGAAACGGAAGAAUAUCAGUAUGAAGUUUUAACUACAGAAGAAAUUGUACAACAUCAACGUGAAAUCAUUGAUGAAGUUAAUAACGUUUUAAAGCUGUCAUCGACCAUAACACGCAUACUAUUAAACCAUUUCAAAUGGGACAAAGAAAAACUUUUGGAAAAAUAUUUUGAUGGCAACACGGAGGAAUUUUUCAAAUGUGCUCAUGUAAUAAAUCCAUUCAACAAACCCUCCAAUGCCAAUCGGCAAAAGAAUUCCAAGAAUCACCCUGCUGAAGAAUGUGAAAUUUGUUUCUCCCAUCUGUCCUCAGACUCAAUGACUGGCCUAGAGUGCGGCCAUCGAUUUUGCUUAACCUGUUGGCGUGAAUAUUUAACAACGAAAAUUGUUACUGAAGGAUUGGGUCAGUCGAUAUCGUGUGCCGCUCACGGAUGUGAUAUUUUAGUGGAUGAUGUUACUGUUACAAAAUUGGUGCAUGAUCCUCGUGUUCGUAUAAAGUAUCAACAAUUGAUUACUAAUAGUUUUGUCGAAUGCAAUCAAUUAUUGCGUUGGUGCCCGUCCGUUGAUUGCACUUAUGCCAUUAAAGUAGCUCAUGUCGAGUCGCGCCCGGUGCGAUGCAAGUGCGGCCAUGAGUUUUGUUUCGUUUGCGGCGAAAAUUGGCACGAUCCCGUUAAAUGUCGUUGGUUAAAGAAGUGGAUUAAAAAAUGUGAUGAUGAUUCAGAGACUAGUAAUUGGAUAGCAGCUAAUACCAAAGAAUGUCCCAAAUGUAAUGUGACAAUCGAAAAAGACGGCGGCUGCAAUCAUAUGGUGUGUAAAAACCAAAAUUGUAAACAUGAUUUUUGUUGGGUGUGUUUGGGCUCGUGGGAACCGCACGGUUCAUCGUGGUACAAUUGUAACCGAUACGACGAGGAUGAAGCCAAAGCAGCUAGGGAUGCCCAAGAGAAAUUACGUUCUUCGUUGGCAAGAUAUCUCCAUUAUUAUAAUCGUUACAUGAAUCAUAUGCAAUCAUUAAAAUUUGAAAAUAAAUUGUAUGCUUCAGUCAAACAUAAAAUGGAGGAAAUGCAACAGCACAAUAUGUCAUGGAUUGAAGUGCAGUUUCUGAAAAAAGCCGUAGAUAUAUUAUGCCAAUGCCGUCAAACUCUUAUGUACACGUAUGUGUUUGCUUACUAUUUAAAAAAGAACAACCAAUCGAUGAUAUUUGAGGAUAAUCAAAAAGAUUUAGAAUCUGCAACAGAGAAGUUAUCCGAAUAUUUGGAACGGGAUAUAACAUCAGAGAACUUGGCCGAUAUAAAACAAAAAGUUCAAGAUAAAUAUCGGUAUUGCGAAAAACGUCGUAAAGUUCUAUUGGAUCAUGUGCAUGAGGGCUAUGAAAAGGAUUGGUGGGAGUAUCUAGAAUGACCAGAGUCUUGGUUAACACAAUAAAAUAUAAAUAACGAAAAACAAAAAAAAUUAAAUUCCCUUUGUUCGUUUAAGUUUCUCCUACAUCCGUACUACUUAUAUAUACACACAUAUAUACAUAUAUAAAUAUAUGUAUAUAUAUAUAUA
Messenger RNA from Glossina fuscipes, 2452 nucleotides. It is a transcript of the gene ari-1, whose product is annotated as E3 ubiquitin-protein ligase ariadne-1. The transcript is spliced from 8 exons. The record is from RefSeq and is a predicted model, not a curated record. NCBI's taxonomy places the organism in Eukaryota, Metazoa, Arthropoda, Insecta, Diptera, Glossinidae. Gene Ontology annotation, molecular function: zinc ion binding; ubiquitin protein ligase activity; ubiquitin conjugating enzyme binding. Gene Ontology annotation, biological process: positive regulation of proteasomal ubiquitin-dependent protein catabolic process; ubiquitin-dependent protein catabolic process; protein polyubiquitination. Bases 788 to 2305 code for a protein of 505 amino acids. Gene Ontology annotation, cellular component: ubiquitin ligase complex; cytoplasm; nucleus.